AUACUGUCAUUCUAGUAGCAUUUAAAUUUAAAAUUUUUUCGAAAACAAAUGCUAAAAUUAUUGUUCAAAUUAUGUGCAAAUAAGCGCAGCUUUCAAAACAUAGAAAAGACUCUACUUUCGCAAUCUUUCAAUCACUUAACCAUGUCACGACCCAAAGCUUCGGUUAAUCUACCCACGGACCUGAGUCGCCCUUCAGUCGAGGAAGCGAAUGCCAGGAUUGUGUAUCCAGAAGCACGGAAGGAUAGUAAGGCCGAGGAAAUUAUACAUGAUUAUAGGAUUCGAGACGUUUAUCGUUGGCUCGAAGACCCUGAUUCCACAGAAACGCAAAGAUUUGUGAAUGCGCAAAACAAUAUAAGCCAACCGUUUCUCGAAAGAUGCGAGGAAUGGGAGAGUAUAAAUAGUAAACUGACGAAGCUGUGGAAUUUCCCGAAGUAUGGAUGCCCCAUGCGUCACGGAAGCUUCUAUUAUUAUUUCAAGAACACGGGUCUGCAGAAUCAGAGUGUUUUGAUGCAGCAGGCGACUUUGGACAGCCCAGAGGUUGUAUUCCUUGACGCUAAUACUUUAUCCACCGAUGGAACCACUGCGCUGAGCCAGAAAACAUUCUCCGAAGAUGGCGCGUACAUGGCUUAUGGACUAAGUGAAAGUGGUUCGGAUUGGAAUAAAAUACGCAUACGUAGAGCCAAAGAGCGCACCGACUUUCCUGAGACCCUGGAGAAGGUGAAAUUUUCAAAUCUCUCCUGGACGAAGGAUAGCAAGGGCUUCUUUUAUGGUCGGUACUCCGAUCAAGAUGGCAAGACAGAUGGAUCGGAGACAAAGCAGAAUGAAAACCAAAAACUCUAUUACCACCGAGUAGGAGAAAGUCAAGAUCAAGACACUUUGGUGGCAGAAUUCCCCGAGCAACCGAAAUGGCGGUUCCAAACCGAUGUCUCCGACUGUGGAAAAUUUCUGAUAUUAUACAUAAGUCAUACGGUCCGGGAUAAUAUGCUGUACUAUGCUGACUUGAAGCCGGAGGAGGGAAUCACUUCGAAACUAGAGAUGAAGCCCAUUGUUGAUAAAUUUGAGGCUGACUAUGACUACAUAACCAACGAGGGAUCUCGAAUGUACUUCCACACCAACAAAGAUGCUCCCAACUACCGGGUGGUAGUGAUUGACUUUAACAGCCCCGCCGAGGAAAACUGGACCACCCUGACACCCGAACAUAAGAAGGAUGUUCUAGAGUGGGCCAAGUGCGUCAAUGACGACAAGCUUGUGGUAUGCUAUAGCCGCGAUGUAAAGCACAUCCUUCAGGCCUUAGAUAUGCAUACCGGAAAACUUAUUCGACAAUUUGGCCUGGAUAUUGGCGCAAUUAAUGGGAUUUCAGGGAAAAAGAAGUACUCAGAGAUCUUCUAUAGCUUCUCGUCGUUUCUAACGCCGGGCAUUAUUUUCCACUACGACUUUACAAAGCCCGUUGAGAAGCCAAAAGUACUGCGAGAAAUAAGCCUCAAUUUGGAAGGCUUCAACCGGGACAACUACAGUGUGGAACAGGUGUUCUACAAGAGCGCCGAUGACACCGACAUACCUAUGUUUAUCAUUCAAAGGAAGAGGGAUGCUGUGGAGCCCCGUCCCUGCCUGCUGUACGGAUAUGGCGGGUUCAACUACAGCCUUAUGCCAUCGUUCGGCAUAACUGGUCUAAUGUUUAUGGAUACGUUCGAUGGCGUUUUGGCCUAUCCCAAUCUGAGAGGGGGCGGAGAAUACGGUAUAGAGUGGCACAAUGGAGGCAGGCUGUUCAACAAGCAGAAUUGUUUCAAUGAUUUCCAAGCCGCCGCUGAGUACCUGACCCAGAAUAACUACACCACCAAGGAUCGGCUGGCCAUACAGGGCGCCUCGAACGGUGGACUUUUGGUGGGUGCCUGCAUUAACCAGCGCCCGGAUCUUUUCGGAGCUGCCAUCGCCCAAGUUGGGGUUAUGGAUAUGUUGCGAUUCAACCGGUUUACCAUCGGUCAUGCCUGGUGCUCGGACUAUGGAAACCCCAACGAGAGGGAACACUUCGCUAAUCUCUUCAAAUACUCGCCCCUGCACAAUGUUCACAUUCCGCUGAACCCAACUCAGGAGUAUCCUUCGACCCUGAUCCUGACAGCCGAUCACGACGAUCGUGUCAGUCCUUUGCACUCCCUCAAAUUUGCUGCCGCUCUCCAGGAAGCCGUGCGAUAUUCGGAGUACCAACUGAAUCCCAUUCUACUGAGGGUCUAUACGAAGGCUGGUCACGGAGCCGGAAAGCCAACUAAGAUGCGUAUUAACGAGGCCACUGACAUAAUCACGUUUCUCAGGAAGACGCUCAAGGUCGACUGUGUCAAUCUAUAAGCGAAGCACGUUAUAAUAAUUUAAAAAUGUAUAUCAAAUUAGUCACUCGGAUAUGAGAUGGAAAUUUUCCAUAUUGUUAUAUGAAAUUCCAGAUAUAUAUAAUAUACUUUAA
Molecule: messenger RNA, 2452 nt
Organism: Drosophila elegans
Lineage: Eukaryota; Metazoa; Arthropoda; Insecta; Diptera; Drosophilidae
Product: prolyl endopeptidase
Exons: 1
Coding region: 49-2340 (763 amino acids)
Biological process (GO): proteolysis
Cellular component (GO): cytosol
Molecular function (GO): serine-type endopeptidase activity; oligopeptidase activity
Source: RefSeq, a predicted model, not a curated record